AUGGACCCUUCAAGCCAAAACGCCGGCAGCAGCAGAAGCUCCACGCUGUCUGUCGACGACGACUUGCCAGCCGAGCAGACCGCCAUGCUCCGCCCUGGUCCGUCAGAGCCGAGCGUUGCGGCUCCAGCGGAGCCUCCCGCCGUCGCAGAUUCGGGCGCAAGUCCCGGACCGCCAUCACCCCCGGCAAAGAAACCCGAGCCCAAGCUGUGCGGUGUAUGCAGCGCUCAACCGGGCAAGUACAAGUGCCCGAGGUGCUCAAUGCCAUACUGCUCCGUAGCCUGCAACAAACAGCACAAAGAAAACCACCCGCCCGACCCGCCUCCGCCUGAGCGCCAGCCCGAAGCGCAAAACCCCACCCCUACCCAGGAAUCCGCCGCCGCUACCGACGACGACCCUUACACGAUCCUCCUCGACCAUCGCGAAGCCUUUGCCCGCCUCUUUCAGAAAUACCCCACCCUCGCGGCGGAGCUCAACCGCAUUCAACAAGCCACCCUCCCUCCGCCAGCAGCAGACGACGAUACCAACGGUAGACACAACCAGCAGCAGCGGCGGGGGCAGGGGCGGGCUGUUCCCUGGACGCGAGACGUGGGCUUGCGCAAGGGCGCCGCGGCGCUCCGCAAGGCCCGCACAGACCCGUCCGAGACGGGCGACGGGGUACGCGAGUUCUGUGAGUUGGUGCUGUUUCUUCUGUCCAAGCAGGAGGAGCAGCAAAAGGAGAAGGAGAAGCGCGGGGUGAUUGGGAGGGUCAGGGAGGAGGUGGCGGCUGAGGAGAUGGGGGUUAUCGAGCGCUUAUUGAGGGAGGAGGGGGGUUAG
This is a messenger RNA of Canariomyces notabilis, 813 nucleotides long. RefSeq lists its product as uncharacterized. Bases 1 to 813 code for a protein of 270 amino acids. Gene Ontology annotation, cellular component: pre-snoRNP complex; nucleus. Gene Ontology annotation, biological process: snoRNA localization; maturation of LSU-rRNA from tricistronic rRNA transcript (SSU-rRNA, 5.8S rRNA, LSU-rRNA); box C/D snoRNP assembly. The record is from RefSeq and is a predicted model, not a curated record. NCBI's taxonomy places the organism in Eukaryota, Fungi, Ascomycota, Sordariomycetes, Sordariales, Chaetomiaceae. The transcript is spliced from 2 exons.